Sorex araneus (European shrew) is the source of this 8953-nucleotide messenger RNA. RefSeq names its product GREB1 like retinoic acid receptor coactivator (gene GREB1L). Gene Ontology annotation, biological process: multicellular organism development; kidney development. The transcript has 34 exons. Bases 313 to 6216 code for a protein of 1967 amino acids. Lineage: Eukaryota; Metazoa; Chordata; Mammalia; Eulipotyphla; Soricidae. The record is from RefSeq and is a predicted model, not a curated record.
CGGCCCCCGCCUCGCUCCGCCCCGGGAAACCGCGCGCGGCCCGCGCCUGCCACAGAGACGCCAGCCGGCGGCGGCGCUAGCACCUCGGCCGGCGGCAGCGGCGAGCGGCCAGCGCGGCCGGGACCCGACUGGGGGUGGGGAGCCGAUCCCCGGCCGAGCGCGGCCACCCCCGGGCCUCCGCCCUCGCGCCCCAGGGCCAGGUGCAAAAAAAGCUUUAAACAAGUAAAAUCUAGGCAGCAGGCUUUCUGAAGUGUUGACAGCCCAACGUAAUCAUGAACAUGAUUCAAAAAUGUUAAUAAAUAAAUCAAGACCAUGGGGAAUUCAUAUGCAGGGCAACUGAAAUCUGCUCGGUUUGAGGAAGCUCUCCACAACUCCAUAGAAGCCUCUCUCAGAUGUAGUAGUGUGGUACCACGGCCAAUUUUUUCACAGCUGUACCUGGAUCCUGACCAGCAUCCUUUCUCAUCUACAGAUGUAAAACCCAAGGUGGAAGACCUGGACAAAGAUUUGGUACACCGCUACACUCAAAAUGGAAGCCUGGAUUUUUCUAAUAACCUGACAGCUAAUGAAAUGGAAGAUGAUGAAGAUGAUGAAGAAAUGUCUGAUUCAAAUAGCCCACCAAUUCCCUAUUCACAAAAACCUGCCCCAGAAGGGUCUUGCACUACAGAUGGUUUUUGUCAAGCAGGAAAGGAUUUGCGUUUGGUAUCACUAUGUAUGGAACAAAUUGACAUCCCAGCAGGAUUCCUUCUGGUUGGGGCCAAGUCUCCCAAUCUUCCUGAACAUAUCCUAGUAUGUGCUGUAGACAAACGCUUUCUACCAGAUGAUCAUGGGAAAAAUGCACUUUUAGGGUUUUCUGGAAACUGUAUUGGCUGUGGAGAAAGAGGAUUUCGGUAUUUCACGGAAUUUUCCAACCACAUUAACUUGAAGCUCACCACUCAGCCAAAGAAGCAGAAGCACUUAAAGUACUACCUAGUCAGAAGCUCCCAGGGUGUACUGUCAAAGGGACCUCUUAUCUGCUGGAAAGAAUGUAGAAGCCGACAAUCCUCUGCUACUUGCCACUCUAUAAAACCAAACUCUUCAGUGUCAUCAACUGUAACCCCAGAAAAUGGCACAACUAAUGGAUACAAAUCAGGAUUCCUUUCCACAGAUUCCCCAAUUCUCAAUCCAGCUAAUUCUGCAAUCAAUUUAAGUGGCGCUCAGGACCUGACCCGGAACAAGAAUGUUGUGAAGCCACUGGCUUUAUCUUUGCAGGUUGUGGGGAAGACUUUUGCUGCAGAUGCUGCUAAUGGGAACAGUAGCCAUGGCGGGAAGAACGGUGCAUCCAGCUCCACUCCAGCCCGUCCAGGCAAUUACUCCUUGUCACCAAGACCUAACUAUGCACCCGGAGACCAAGCUACCAUGUUCAUAUCGGGGCCACCAAAGAAACGACACCGAGGAUGGUAUCCUGGGUCACCCGUCCCUCAACCUGGUCUAGUUGUACCUGUUCCUGCAGUUCGCCCUCUUUCAAGAACUGAGUCUCUUUUAUCUGCUCCAGUUUCACAGACUCCAUUAACUGGAAUUUUACAACCUCGACCUAUUCCUGCAGGGGAAACUGUGAUUGUUCCUGAAAAUUUGCUGAGUAAUUCCGGAGUUAGACCAGUAAUUCUGAUAGGCUAUGGCACUUUACCCUAUUUCUAUGGAAAUGUUGGAGAUAUUGUUGUGAGUCCUCUGCUGGUGAACUGCUACAAGAUUCCACAGUUGGAAAACAAAGAUUUGGAACAAUUAGGGUUGACAGGUAGCCAGCUCCUGAGCGUGGAAAAUAUGAUUCUCCUGACCAUACAGUACCUUGUGCGGCUGGGUCCUGAUCAGAUACCUCUCAGGGAAGAAUUUGAGCAAAUCAUGCUGAAAGCGAUGCAGGAAUUUACUCUGAGAGAGAGAGCCCUGCAGAUGGGUGCGCAGUGUGCACCUGUGUCCCCAGGACAACUCCCCUGGCUCGCAAGAUUAAUUGCCAGUGUGUCUCAAGACUUGGUUCACGUGAUUGUGACUCAAAACUCUUUGGCGGAGGGCAUUUCAGAAACAUUGAGGACUCUCAGUGAAAUUAGACACUAUCAGAGGCUACCAGAUUAUGUUGUGGCAAUUUGUGCAUCAAAAAUCAGAGGGAAUGAAUUUUGUGUGGUAGUAUUAGGUCAGCAUCAGUCCAGAGCGCUGGCAGAGAGCAUGCUUACCACAAGUGAGUUUUUGAAAGAAAUUAGUUAUGAGCUCAUCACAGGAAAGGUCAGUUUCCUGGCAUCGCAUUUUAAAACCACAUCAUUAGGCGACGAUCUAGACAAGCUGCUUGAGAAAAUGCAGCAAAGAAGAGGAGACAGCGUGGUGACCCCCUUCAAUGGAGACCUGAAUGAAUGUGUGUCACCACAGGAGGCCGCUGCUAUGGUUCCCAUGCAAAACCUGGAUUUAGAUAAUGAAACCUUCCAAAUUUAUCAACCACAGCUAACAGUUGCCAGAAAACUCUUAUCCCAGGUGUGUGCUAUAGCAGACAGCGGUAGUCAGAGCCUGGACCUCGGCCAUUUCAGCAAAGUGGACUUCAUCAUCAUUGUCCCAAGAUCAGAGGUUCUGGUCCAGCAAACUCUUCAACGAAUUCGACAAUCAGGUGUCCUUGUAGACUUGGGUCUGGAGGAAAAUGGAACAGCUUAUCAGAGAGCAGAGAAAUACGUUGUUCGUCUAGACAAUGAAAUUCAAACCAAGUUUGAAGUUUUUAUGCGAAGAGUGAAACAAAAUCCAUACACGCUGUUCGUGCUGGUACAUGACAACUCCCACGUGGAACUAACGAGUGUCAUUUCAGGCUCUUUGUCACAUGGAGAACCCAGUCAUGGGUUGGCUGAUAGAGUGAUCAAUUGCAGAGAAGUUCUGGAAGCUUUCAACCUCCUGGUGCUCCAGGUCAGCUCCUUCCCCUACACUCUGCAGACCCAACAGUCCCGAAUCAGCUCCAGCAAUGAGGUCCACUGGAUCCAGCUGGACAGCAUGGAGGACAUGAGCUGCGAGGGGAAGCUGUACUUCGGCUUGAAUGAAUACAGCAAGUCACUGCAGUGGGGCAUCACCAGCCCGCUUCUGAGAUGCGAUGAGACGUUUGAGAAAAUGGUGACCACACUCCUGGAGAGGUACCCCAGGCUGCACAGCAUGGUCGUGCGCUGCUACCUUCUCAUCCAGCAGUACUCAGAGGCGCUCAUGGCUCUCACCACCAUGGCAUCGCUCCGAGACCACAGCACACCGGAAACCCUCAGCAUUAUGGACGACCUCAUCAGCUGCCCUGGAAAAAACAAAAGCGGGAGGGGACACAUGCUCAUUAUCAGGGUCCCGUCCGUGCAACUGGCGAUGCUCGCCAAGGAGCGGCUGCAGGAGGUCCGCGACAAGCUGGGGCUGCAGUACCGCUUCGAGAUCAUCCUUGGGAACCCUGCGUCUGAACUCAGCGUCGCGACUCACUUUGUGGCGAGACUAAAGACCUGGAGAGGAAAUGAGCCGGAGGAGUGGAUCCCUCGGACAUACCAGGACUUAGAAGGGCUGCCUUGUAUAGUGAUUUUAACUGGCAAAGAUCCUCUUGGAGAAACAUUUCCCAGAUCUCUGAAGUACUGUGACCUCCGGUUAAUCGACUCAAGCUAUUUAACCCGCACGGCCUUAGAACAGGAGGUGGGUCUGGCUUGCUGCUAUGUCUCGAAAGAGGUCAUCCGAGGGCCCACGGUUGCCCUGGACCUUAGUGGGAAGGAACAGGAACGAGCCCCCAUAAGCGAGAAUGAUCCCGAUGAGCUGCUGAUCGAUCUGGAGAGGCCCCAGAGCAACAGCAGCGCUGUCACUGGAACCUCAGGCUCCGUCAUGGAGAACGGGGUGAGCUCCUCCAGCAUGGCCGAGAAGUCCCAGAAGCAGCCCCCGACCCCCAGCUUCCAGAGCCCCGCCACCAGCGUGGGGCUGGACGAAGGGGUCUCGGCGGGCCUCGGGGGCGCGGGGGAGGCCCUGAAGCAGGAGUGCGACUCCCUGGGCGCGCCGCAGGCCAGCAGCACCUCGUCCCGGCCGCCGUCGUCGCCGUGCGCGGGGGGCCCGCGGGCGCUGGCCUGGCCGGGGAGGCCGGCGGGCGGCGGUGGGGGCCUGGCGGGCGCGCUGCCCCCCGUGGUCAUCCUGUCCAAGGCCGCCUACGGGCUGCUGGGCGCCCCGCGCGGGGGCCAGCUGCCCGCAGCCUCGGCCCUGCUGCCGCACGCCGACGUGGCCUGGGUGAGCGCGCUGCGGCCGCUGCUGCCCCGGGAGCCGAGCGGCGAGGAGCAGUCGCUGUACUACCGCCGGUGGACGGCCGCGCGGCCGCACCACGCCGACCACGCCAACCAGGCCGACCCCGCGACGGGCGCCCGCGCCUGCCACCCGCGCCGCCUGCUGCUCACCGGGCCGCCGCAGGUGGGCAAGACCGGCUCCUACCUGCAGUUCCUCAGGAUCCUCUUCCGGAUGCUCAUCAGGCUGCUGGAGGUGGAUGUGUAUGACGAGGGCGAGAUCAACACGGAUCCCAGCGACAGCAGUGAUGUGAGCCCAUCGGAGAGAGAGCCCUGGCCUGACAUCGAGAGCUUCAGUAAAAUGCCCUUUGACGCCAGUGUGCAUGACCCCAAGUACAGUCUGAUGAGCCUGGUGUACACAGAGAAGCUGGCAGGGGUCAAGCAAGAAGCCACAAAGGAAUCCAAAAUCGAGGAGCCGCGGAAACGAGAGACUGUGUCCAUGAUGCUGACCAAAUACGCGGCAUACAACACCUUCCAUCACUGUGAGCAGUGCCACCAGUACAUGGACUUCACCGCCGCCUCCCAGAUGUCUGAUUCAACCCUCCAUGCAUUCACGUUCUCGUCCUCUAUGCUGGGAGAAGAGGUGCAGCUCUAUUUCAUCAUUCCCAAAUCCAAAGAGAGUCAUUUUGUCUUCAGCAAGCAGGGAAAGCACCUGGAGAGCAUGCGGCUGCCCCUGGUUUCUGACAAGAAUCUGAAUGCAGUCAAGAGCCCUAUUUUCACUCCUUCCAGUGGCCGACAUGAGCACGGACUCCUCAACCUGUUUCAUGCCAUGGAGGGCAUCAACCACCUUCACCUGCUGGUGGUCAAAGAAUAUGAGAUGCCACUGUACCGCAAGUACUGGCCCAACCACAUCAUGCUGGUGCUCCCGGGCAUGUUCAAUAAUGCAGGCGUGGGGGCUGCCAGGUUUCUCAUUAAGGAGCUGUCCUAUCACAACCUGGAACUGGAGAGGAACCGCCUGGAAGAACUGGGAGUCAAACGCCAGUGUGUGUGGCCCUUCAUAGUUGUGAUGGAUGACUCGUGUGUCUUGUGGAACAUCCACAGUCUUCAGGAGCAGACUGGCCAGCCCACGGAAGCAGGAAUUUCCAGCAAGAAUGUAUCGUUGAAGAGUGUCUUGCAGCAUAUUGAAGCCACACCCAAAAUUGUUCACUAUGCAAUCCUGGGCAUACAGAAGUGGAGCAGCAAGCUGACUUCUCAGAGCCUCAAGGUGCCCUUCUCCAGGUGCCACGUGCAUGACUUCAUUCUCCUCAACAUAGACUUGACGCAGAAUGUGCAGUAUGACUUUAACAGGUAUUUCUGUGAAGAUGUCGACUUUAACCUAAGAACAAAUAGUAGUGACCUACUCAUCUGCCGUUUCAAUCACUUCAGUCUCAUGAAGAAACAUGUGCAAGUUGGAGGGCAAAGAGACUUUAUCAUUAAACCAAAGAUCAUGGUGUCAGAGAUUUUAACACCCAUCUUGCCCCUUCAGUAUGUCUGUGCCCCAGACAGUGAGCACACACUACUGGCUGCCCCUGCACAGUUUCUCCUGGAGAAGUUCCUUCAGCACGCCUCAUACAAACUCUUCCCCAAAGCCAUCCACAACUUCAAGAGUCCUGUGUUGGCCAUUGACUGCUACCUUAACAUUGGACCAGAGGUGGCCAUAUGCUACGUUAGCUCCAGACCCCACUCCAGCAAUGUCAACUGUGAAGGGGUGUUUUUCAGUGGACUCCUCUUGUACCUCUGUGACUCUUUUGUAGGUGCUGAUCUCCUUAAGAAAUUUAGGUUUCUUAAAGGUGCUACCCUGUGUGUUAUCUGCCAAGACAGAAGUUCCUUACGCCAAACAAUUGUCCGCUUAGAACUAGAGGAUGAGUGGCAGUUCCGUCUCCGGGAUGAGUUUCAAACUGCUAAUAGCAGUGAUGACAAGCCCCUCUACUUUCUCACUGGACGUCACGUAUGAGUUUUUUUGAAGAGACCAAACAUACUAAAAGGAUGCCUAGGUGGGGUGGGCCAAAAAAUUAUUUAGGAUUUUUUUUCCUUUAAAGUACAAUCACUGUGGAGCAAAGUGCAACAUAUUUGUCUAUUCUCCAAAGGAACCCCCAGGCCCCCAUAUGACCCAGGUCUUUGGGGGCAUCACUAUCCUUCAGUUAAUUCCACCCUAGGCAGUUAUGCAAUUACUUAAGACAUAGUCUGCCCACGGGAGCCUAAGGAAGAGGAUGUACUUUGGAGAAUGAACACGGAGUUUGCAUUGUUCUUUUCUUCUAUUCUAUGUUAGGGGAAAACUGACUCUUAGCAUUAACUAGUCUGAAUGUGUUAUAUGAGACUCACAUUGGUGUGUAAUUAAUUGAAGGUUAACAUCUGAGGCCUGAACCCUCAGUGUUUUUCUUCAGAUCUGUACUUUGGUACAGUAUUACUCAGGGGUCUGAAAAUGAUAGAAUGUAGAAGUUAUUUGUAUUUUAAAAAGUAGUAGCUUUGUCUUUCUCUGUGCAGUGUUAGUUUAAGAUUUAUAAUCUUAUAUGUAUUGAAACUUUUGGCAAAAUUUCCACAGGAGUUAAAAGUUUACUAUUUAAACUGAACAACAAAAAUCAGUAAAUGCAGAGCUGGCAUUAUGUAUAUUUAUGCAGUUUCUUGCUUAAGUUUCAUUGCUUUUACCUGUCUUUAAAAAUAAAAAGCACACUAAAAAUGUGGGAUAGUGAUGAAUCUUGUACAAGGAAAACCUGAUUCAGUAGUUCAGCCCAUUAAACAACUUUUUAAGAGUUACCCAACACACACCCUCUUUGAUUGGAGAGAAGCAGUUGGUACCAGCAAAGCAAAUAUUAGGCUAAGGUUUGCAGAAUUUAGUUUUCUUCAGGGAUUCAAUAAGCUUCCUUUAAAAGAUAUGAGGGGCUGGAGUAAUAGUACAGUGGGCUGGGCACUUGCCUUGCAUGCAACCAGCCAGGGUUCAAUUCACAGCACCCACUAUGGUUCCCUGAGCACUGUCAGGUGUGACCCAAAAACAAGAACAACAAAAAAGAUCUAAUGAAUGACAAUUAGCUGCCUUAUACUCACAAUGCAGAAAUUGAGCCAUAAAAAAAGAACUGGUUUUUACUUAACGGCAUCUUCUGAGGAAGAAGGAAGAUUCCACUAAGUCUUUUUGAUUCAUUAAAAUGGGCAGGGUGUAGUUUCUUUAGCAUUAAUUGUAGGAGACAAGUUUGUAAAGAUUUCUAGAAAAAAUUAUGUCCAUUGGGAGUUUACUCUUAAAUUAUUUCAUUUUUCACCAACCCAUUAUACCACUUUAUUCUCACCUAAAUAUUGCCAUUUUUACUUGAAUCUAUCUUGUGGUCUGGAACUACUGAAAGAGGCCUAUUAAAGCCUGCAUUUACUUAGAAGUAGUGUUAAACUGACAGCUUUAUUAGCUUGUUAUAACGAGUUUACAGCUAGUGAAAAGAUGGAAUGUACUAAUCUGAAAAUGGUUUGCAGAACUCUUGGUUUUAAUAUAGUUACUUAUAAUAUUUUAAAUGUAUUUUGAAACAAGUAAUUCUUUUAAACCCCACUUUUAAUUGUCCUUUGAAGAGGAUCUCUGCCUUAUAUGUAAUUAAGUACAGAAGAAUUUUUGGCAAAGAGGUACGUUUUUGAAGCAGGUUGAUAUAGAUAUGAAUGUAUUUCAACUGCUCCUGUUUUGUGGAAAGGGCCUAAUGCAGAUGUUAUCAGAAACCCACUGUUUGUGCAAUAUUCCAAUAAUAAUUCUACAUAGGGCAAAUAAAAUACUUGAAAUGAUUCUAAAACAGGUGUACCUGGGCAGAUGGCCUCUCAGGGUUUCUUCUGGCUUUAUGGCAGCAUAGUCUAAAGAAUAUUUAAGGUAGUUAAUAUGCAGGUAUUCCAUACUAGUCAGGACUGCACUCUGGGGGAAAAAUCUUAAAGGAUAAUAAUCUCUUAAAUACUACUCUGUGGAGAGCCAGAAUAAAGCCAAAAGACCAUCACCCUAAUGAUGGAAAAUUCAAAUUGAACUCCUGUUCUCAAUGCCUAUCUUAAGUUUUAGAUCUUUAGAGAAUGUUAGAUCCUAUUCCUUUAAGGAUGAAAAUUGCACAAGCACAGGACACCAUGAUUUGUUAAUACAUAUGUUGGUGUGUUCAGCUUCAAGCCUUGCCAUCCCUUAGAACAUUGUGGUAUGAAUGUGUUCCCUAGGCCUACGUUAUAACUGACCUAUACACCUGUUGAAUCUUGCCAGGUAUGACAAUUCACACAGGUUAAUACUGAAUGUAAACUAAAAUUAGACUGAGAAUUGUAAUUUUUUUUUUGCUGUAAUUUAUGCAAUUGCUUUUGUGAUUUUUAGAGAUGGGGCAUCUAUGUUACUUUAUUACUGUAAAUUUUCUUACCCGAAAUUUGGUGAACUUCACUAGUCAGUCUACCUCACAUUUGUUUAUGAUUCUAUGUUGUCUUCAAUUGUGUCAACACUAUGAUCUUGUCCUUCCUUUCAUUUGACAAGUAUAUUAAAACUCUCCCACCCAAAAAAAAGAAAGGUGGUUUUCUUUAAUUUUCUGAUAUGUUCAAAAAUAGAAUGAGCUUACUGGCAGUAUCUGUGAAAGUAUCACUGGAUGAAAAUCAAUGGCUUUACAAAGAUACAUACCAUGCCUAUUUAGAGUUCCAUAUGAUAUUACAGAAAUGACUUUUCAAGACAUGUUAGACAUAUUUGUAGUACAUCCUCAACUCUUCUGCAU